AAAAUGACCAACCAACCAACAGACACUCGCCGAUCCGUUUCCACACCCAUGGCACGCAGUUCUGGCUGGUCAUGGAAGAACUACGAGCGUCCUGGACUAAUGCAGGAUGAGAUCGAGGAGGUGAAAGCUGCUUUCGACUUGUUCGACGUGGAUGGCACGCAACGAAUCAAUCCCAAGGACCUACGUGCCUGCAUUCAAUCGCUGAAUUUGCGGCGGAACCAGGUGGUCCAUCAUUUGCUGAAUGAUUUGGAGCGCUUUGGGUCCAAGCCUUUGGACUUCAAGGGCUUCCUGGACAUCAUGACGGCCAAGAUGGGGGAACGAGACACCAAAGAGGAGAGCUUGGGGAGCAGCUGCCAGCGGAGGCAUUGGAGGAGAUGAUCUCGCGAGCUGACUCGGAUGCAGAUGGGGAGGUGACGCUUGAUGACUUCUACGUGCUCAUGACUGAAAAGACGUUUCCCUACUAAGCACUAGCAGCCACGGGCUGUAAGUGGAUGGAUCGCCGCUAAUUGAAGACAUUGAGAGCUCU
Molecule: messenger RNA, 526 nt
Organism: Durusdinium trenchii
Lineage: Eukaryota; Dinophyceae; Suessiales; Symbiodiniaceae
Source: the annotation of a GenBank genome assembly